CCACCUGUUUACGAUUUUGCAGUAUCGAUUCGUGAAUUCGACGCGACGCUUACUCAAUCCACGGAACUUGAGAGAAAACUAGAAGAACAACGUUGCAAGCAUGUGAUCAUCCGGUCUCUUUGUCGAGUGCGGGAUAGUAGUGUUGCUAAGCGCCUUCGCAACUCUCCCUCUUCUCGUGUUUGUGUGUCUAUCUGUCCGUCGAACUGCCUGUCCAGCUGUUAAGUAGGCGACUGGAACGUACGAGACUAUGCCCGGCGGCAUUAUUCGCCUCGAUACGGAGACGUGUACAGUAAAUGCUGCUAUUCAAAGAAGGCAACGUGGAGUGAAGUAUGUCUCCAGGGAAAACAAGGCUUUUGCCUGUUCAUCGUUCGUUUGUUCAAAAUGUAUAGAGACGGAGGAAACGCCUGGUAGACACCGACUGUCUAUACGGAUAUAAAUAGAGGGAAGUACUUUACUGAAUUCUUCAUCAAUGUUGACUAGUUGAUCGGAAAGUCUAGACGUUCUCAAGAGAGAGCCUCGAAAAAGAGUGCAACUAUGACGGAUCCCUGCCGGGGUUACAGUGUCACAGCACUGAAACAAUUCGAGUUUCCAUUGUUGCCCGAAGAUAUUGCCAAAGUCGAAAUCUCUCCAUCAAGCGAGAGAAUCAGCUGUUUAACUACGGAUGGCGAUCUGUGGACUCUCGACUGUCCAUCGGGAGAGUCGACUCUACAAUUGACGAACGUGGCCGACUUCGCUUGGCAGCACAAUACGACGUCUGAUACAGUAUUUAUCAUAAAAAAAAGUGGUCCAGAUAUCUACAGCACGUAUCAAUUUGCUUCAAAAUUCGUCACGACAAACACAAAUUAUACCUCAGAAUUUACAAGUUCUUUCAGCCAAAUAUCACUGAUAUAUUGCAGCGACAAGUUGCUUGUGAUUCUACUUGACAAGGAUAGGAUCCUGUAUAAAACAAUCUCAUCUGUCGUCCUGUACGUACAGUGGACCUUCAAGCUUAGCGGAAAUGCCGUUGCAUUUCAUACGCUCAGGAACAAGUACAUCUUUGUAUGUACUGAGCAAAAGGAAAUCAAUUGCCUAGUGCUGGAGGAUGGUACCCAGAUAGCAUGCUGGCGUCUCUGUGAGAUGGUGAAGGAUAAUAUUCAGGAUUUUCUGUUUACGGCUAAUUUAAACAAGCUAUAUGUCUCGACUGGCCGCAAGCUAUUAGAAAUUGAAUGUCAAGGCGAGAGCUGGUAUAAUUUUUCAUGUUUCCUUGGUGGAUCUCGCUAUAGGAAUUUUCGACGAACAAGGAAAGUGAAGGUGAUUGUGGACUCUCCAACGCCAUUUGCGUUGGGCAUGUAUCGCGGUAAAAGUGUCAUUUGCGCUGGAGAAAAACUUACCCUUAUUGAUAAAGUUCCCAUUGUAUUUCCUGGUCCCAUAAUGAUUAUUUCAAAUACGAUUACAAUGGAGACAGGAAUUCCAACGUUUCUACAGAAAGAUUGCCUUAAAGUUCUUUACCAUGGGAUCACUACAAGAAGCAUUCUUCAGCAGGUCCUUGAAGGAAAGGGAUCGGCAACAGCGGAGAAAAUAUGCAAGUUGAACAACUGGAGUAACAUUUCAAUGGACGUGACUGUCCUGCAGCAAGGCAUCGCCAACGAGCAUCAGGACAUGAUCCAGUUUUUUUUCAAGACCAAGCUAGAGCUGUCACAAUCGGCUAUUCACACUACGAUGAGCCAUGAACGCUUAAGAAUUGAAUUCUCGUCAUGGCAAGCUGUCAUUCAAGAAGUGACGCGUAACGUUCAAGAUGCCCUUCUCAGAAGGGAGUUUGCAGAGCGACUGAUUAAGCUUAUAGUUUCGUAUAUAGCGCAGUUACUCCACUGGAUUUCUUCAGUUGAGGCGGCCACGCCAGUGCAGGAAGAAUUUGUCUCGUAUCUGUGCGCCCAGAUGAAUGUUUUUCGAGGGUUUCUACUUCAGACGUCAACGUCGAUACUAGAUUCGAAUGAAAUCGUUGAUAAUUCCCUUAAUGCGUCAUGGGAUUAUUUCUCAGAAGAAGAGGUUCUUCAGGAUGCCAUUGCAAGGGGCAAGCUCAAUCAAGCGCAGGUUUAUUUGAGCAAGCGUAAAGAUGACCAAGACCUACAGGACAAGGCGACAAGAAUUGGUCAAGAACUUGUUCUAGAUUACGUCUUGUCAGGUGAGAUGGCUGAUGCAUAUAAACUGAUGGAAAGUCUCGGAUGGGAUGUUGAUGAUAAGCUGAAGUUUUUUUUCCUUCACGUAAAGUCGCAAGACGCACGAGUGACAAUUUUAAGAAAGAUUCUGGAACGGCCAAAUUUUUCCGAAGAUCUGGUUAGUCUGCUUGGAAAAAUGGAAGUUUAUCUCAAACAUUACAGUUGUCCUUCUGCAAAAGGUGUGCUCGAUUCGGAGACGAGAGGUGAAGCUAUUUCGACAACGGGUAGCCUGUUAGAGGGACCUAACGUCAGACUGAUUCAGCACCACAUGAUCAUGGGAAGUGGACGUUGCUCCUCUGGUCAUUAUACCGGGAUAGUGCUAGCUUGGUUAGCAAAAUGGGACAAGGAGACUUUUGAUAAAAUACUGUUACACUCCGGCACCGCAAAGGACGAAGUCAAAGAGAUGGAGCCUAAUUUAGUGUGGAACCAUCUGCUUAAAUAUGUCAAGACGGAGCAAAUAGAAGCGUUAAUUAACUGUGUGGCCGAGUCGACCGGCGAAGUGUUUUCUGAAGAGUUUCCUAACGUUAUAGAGGUAACCAGCGACAUGCUGGAUGCGUUAGAGGAUGACCAUGUUCUUCCUGACUUGGCAGAGGAGACUCGAUUGCAGAUGGCGAGGAAGAAUUUGUUAAACGAUUCAAUUUUAGAAGAUUUUCCCCGUCUGCUUAACAUUAUGUCAAAGAUCAAAGUGUCAGUUUAUGAUUUGUUCGAUGUUGAAGUGCUCCUCGAAAAGCAUGAUUAUGUACAUCGAAUGAUUCAUUUCUGCUUGUCAAAUGGCUACUUGCACUUCCUCCAUACGUUUCUAAUGAAGGUGCAAAUACAGCCCUCAUGCAGCGAAUGCAUGACACCGCUGCUAGUCGCUAUUAUCAAGUACAACGAAUGGAGGAAACAGCCGAAGAAGAUCCUUGGCGUUACGCUAGCAUUUGCCAACGAAAUAUACGGAGCUGAGACCGUUGACGAUCUUUGGUCAAGUGGUCGAUUGCGGUUGGCAUGUAUUGUCAGCACAAUCACCCUGAACUGGGCAGUACCUAGAGAGUUUAUUGUCAAAUUACCUCUCCCUCUAGCAGGCUUCAUUGAAGAAAGCAGUGGCCAGUUUCGUGAGGAUAUUAGCAUGUAUCAGCUUCUCUCCAAGAGCACCUUUUUCGAUAUAACGAAAAUGUUUGGCUUCCAAAAACGGAAUAAUAUCUACGAGGGCGAACCGAUGGAUCUGCCUUAUUUCGCACAGGAAAAGUUGGUCAAAACAUACGGCUUAAAGGAGCCAUUAACAUACAUUUACUAUCUACUCAAAUAUCGGGUCGGCUGUGCAAUCGAAUGCUUCUUCCGAGACUACCGCGUGAGUCCAAAAAUCCUCAAGGCUGCAGCUAAGCAAACCACGCAAAUUGCGCUAAAUCUGUUUACUGAUGACAAAUUUGUGACAUGCUGUGUUGCCUUUAUUGAAGCCAUCGGUCAGGACUCCUACAGUCUCCGACUGCUGGUCGCCGUUGGGCGCCAACUUCUUCCACGCCAUGCUAAACAAGAGGUCGUCGAAAAUCUAUGUCACGUGCAGUUCGCUAACUUAUCAUCGCUCACGGCCAGCCAAAAUGCUGUUUACAGGGAGACCGCACAGGUGAUCCUCCAAGACUUGGAUAAUAUUGUGAGGGAGCAGUUUGUCAAUGACCAUUCACAAAUUCCGCUGCUGAAACCGGACAGUGUCGUCUUUCUACAGCACGAUUUUAGCCAACUCCAUCAGCUAGAGAUACCGUGUACGAUUCUAGAGCUCUGCGCAGAAUCGGACAACUGGUUGGGCUUCAUAAUAUGGGCUCAGACGCUCCAGAUUAGUCGGCGCAGAGUCAUGCCAUUGUUAAAGAAUUUCUCGAACGUAAUCUAUCGUGAACAUCUCGAGAAGGCCCUGUCUCAAGUCAGUUCUCUAAAAGACAUGAACACCAAAAGUCUGACAACGCCUCGUGGACGGGACCUGAGAGCGUCAUUAUAUAACAAAAUCGGAGUGGUUAAACCACAGCAACAAAUGACUGAGCGGUUCAGUUACUCACCUCCAGACCAGUUUAAGAAAAGAGAAAAAGACUCGAACUCGAACUCGGAUCCCGAGUCGUUCUCGGUUACGAGUGACGACUCUUCACACACGCUGCAAUCAUCCAACACCCAGGGCUCAGGCGGAACUAGUCGUAAGUACCCUUUGAAUUUGAUCGAUCUCGUGGUUUCUGCGCAUAACAGCGCCUCACCGGUGAACGAGCUUCUAGCAGCAGCUACUUACCAUUGGAAUCCCGCACCAGCACUCAUAGCUACCUACUACAACGAAAAUGUCCAACAGUGCUUUGCCGUCUGGCUAGAAACAACGACAAUUAUGUCGCACACAAAAAACUCUUCAGACAGAAGUCUCAACAAUUUGCUCGAAUGCGUGGAAAAUGCGCUUAAGCUGCGAUGUAUUGCCUCCUUGCUCUUGGGCUAUCAACUGUUCAUUCCAGGUUCUGUGUGUACACCUUUGGUUACUUACAUUUACAAAUUUCUUAUCAACAAAGCCUAUUUUGGCGGUGAGGAGGAUUGGAAAUCGUUUCUCGACAGAUAUACCAAGGAAAAUGCUGACCACGAAUACGUUCGAAAAAUUCUUAUUUACGGUGUGUUAAUUUGCGAGUCAGUUUAUGAGCAGCGGCUUCUCCUGCGCAAGUAUAAGUCGCUUCCGCAAAAAGUAACACCGAACUUUACGUUCUUCGCACAAAUUCUCGAGAGUGUUGCCGACGCCAAUUGGCAGCUACCAUUCGAGCAUCUGCUACUGGCCACCGACGCCGAACAAGUAGACGAUGCGUUACGGAAAGAAGUUACGAGGCUAAUUAAUCAGCAGUUAUACGAACUGGCUAUCCGGUUCAGUCGCGCAGCAUGUUUGCCUUUUGAUGAUAUCCUCUGCGAACUGCUCGAUCAUCAGUUCGAGACAAGGACGACGAGAGUAGUGAAACAGGUGGCCGCUGUCAAUGACAGACACCUGCUCAGGCGAAAGCUUUCAGCCUUGCCCGGAUCCUGCGAGAAUGCCGUUAAUCCGCACCAGAUGAUGCGAUCGGGAAGUAUCGGAUCGAUCGUAAGCGACAGCAGUGAACGAAAGAUCUCAGCAUUAGCGACUCAGCGCAGCAUCGAUGAAUCUGAGGUAAAAGAGAAAUCUUUUUGGGAAACGGCGCAAACUCUAUUCCGGAAAUACAGUGUCAAAGACACAACGGCAUUUCUGUUUUUUAAAAAAAAGAGUGAAAUUGUGGACAACUACAGAGAUAAAUUCAUAGCGAUGAAAUAUGGACUCCGAUGGAUAGAUGCUGAGAUGCAUCGAGUCGUCUGUUGGGACUAUUUGCUUAAAUGUAUUGAAGCUAAGGAUAUGGACAUCUUAAAUGAAAUUGACUGUGAGUCCGAGGAGUUGACUCUACUACGUAAUCAAGAUAUUCCAUCCGCUAGGAGACACGUCAAAAGUGAAUCGGAAAGAAAUGCUGUGCAGAUUGUAAUAGACGCCCUCCUGGCCAAAGUAGCGUUCCGUCAGGCGCAGUUUGUAUCAACGGUAUUUUGCACUGAGACGUUGGAGUACCAAUUAGCAGUAACAGCUGUCCAGCUUUCCCAGGGACUUAUUGUCAGAGAUUCUUUUCAUCCGAAUAUCAAAGAGUUCCUAAAAAAACUGGAGGAAGACCCGUCCAGGCCAAAGGUUCGCUUGUCAAAUGCACUGGAUUCUGAAUCUUGCCGAGCCAUUGAAGAUUUAUCGUUCAUUGCUCAAUCGUCAAAAAGAAUCUGCCGACGGAUUUUGAUUCUACAUCUGUUGGCUUUGUCGCUCAUGGUCGAAUUCGAUAGUCUUGCCAAAGAGUCUGACCCACUGCAGUUACUAAAGCGAAUCCUAAAUAGUUCGCUCAAACCAAAAUUCGCGUUGGCCAAGGAACUUGUUGCUGUGUACUCUAUAGAAGACGUGGUACUGUCGUCCUUUAUCUACCGCGAAAUACAGAAGGCCCUCUCGUUCAACAAUGAAGAGUUCAACGAGUUUGACGUGCUCGGUAACUUUGAAAAUGUUAUUAGCAUCUGCAAAGAUGCUACGAUUCUUGGUAACCGUAUCUUUUAUGGACUUAAAAAAUAUGAGGAUGCUCAGCUGGAGACGGACAAACAAGUACUUUACAACGAAGUGGAGCUGUGCAUUCUGGCUCAUAAAUGCUUUUCAGUCGCGUGCUGUAUGGAAGGGAUUUCACACGUGCUCAAACAUUGCCACACCCUUGUUCACUGGCUGAUACGACACAAUAAGUUCGCUUUAAUAAUUCGUCUGCUAACGGGCAUCGGUCAAUACAGUGAGAUGACAUUCAUAUUUGACGCGCUCGGUAAACAUGGCCACUUUGAAAUGCUCAUCCAGCAAAGCAUGGAAAAGGUACCGCAUCUCAAAGUCGCCUUACUAGACUACUUGAAAAAAAAAAAAAAGCUUUCGCAGUUAGACAAAAUUUUCAAGCUAAAUUUCGCAAUGCACCGUGAGAUCGCGGAAAUGAAUUCUGAGUCGGCACAGGAACGAAUAGUACAGAUCGCCAUUUCCGAUGGCAUUACCUGGCCGGAUUCCGUCGACCUCAAUGAAGCACAAGCUGCCCUUGAUGUCGUUAUGGUUGAUCUCGCUGAUGCCGCCGAGGCUUUCGUGAAAGCUGAUUGCCCUAUGCGUGCACUUGAGUGCGCUCACAAAGCCGAAUUGCUUGCACUUCAGAUACAUUACCUCAGCAGCCCCCAGCUUCACGGCAUUGGUUUAAACAAACCUAACAAGAUCAUCAACCUUUCUGCCGAAAGUAGAAUAACUUGGAUAAACAACCACACGGUGUUUCCAGAGGCGUAUCUUGUCGCAGAGGCAUAUCACAUGCGGGUCGCUUGGCAUGCUCCACUUUUCCUCAACGUUAUAGUUAAAGGCAAUGUUGAUUACCUCAAGGACUUCGAGAUGCGCUUACAUCUUACCCAGGAAAUCGUGCAGAAAAUAACAGAUUGUUACGCGCGCUACCAGCGGCCGACACCGCAAAUGGCUGAGGCGAUGGAAAAUAUUCUCGAAUGUUUUAAUGAUCUCGAAACGAAGUAUCGCUGUGCAAGAAGACUCGGCUUCCAGCUUGCAUCGAGGCUCGCUGCCAAUAACGCUAUACUCGCGGAUUUACUCCAGGAGGCAUUGGACCAUUGAAUAGCAGCAUGAACCCCUAAUGGAGCUUAAUAUACGGAAAUGCCUGAGGUACAAUUGGGCCUCGAAUAAGAGACGUCGUUUUGUUUGUCAAUAUCCCAAAUCGGAGUUUACCCCAUUACUGUUUAUGUGCCACUAGAGAGCAGCGUGUUCUAAAAGUGCGCUAAUAAAGAACGUACUUUCCUCUUUGGAAGAAUCUC
Varroa destructor (honeybee mite) is the source of this 7538-nucleotide messenger RNA. Its product is annotated as spatacsin. Lineage: Eukaryota; Metazoa; Arthropoda; Arachnida; Mesostigmata; Varroidae. Gene Ontology annotation, molecular function: protein binding. Gene Ontology annotation, cellular component: cytoplasm. The record is from RefSeq and is a predicted model, not a curated record.